This is a messenger RNA of Glycine soja, 1731 nucleotides long. Its product is annotated as glucose-6-phosphate/phosphate translocator 2, chloroplastic-like. Gene Ontology annotation, cellular component: membrane; Golgi apparatus. Gene Ontology annotation, molecular function: triose-phosphate transmembrane transporter activity; phosphoglycerate transmembrane transporter activity; antiporter activity. The record is from RefSeq and is a predicted model, not a curated record. Lineage: Eukaryota; Viridiplantae; Streptophyta; Magnoliopsida; Fabales; Fabaceae. Gene Ontology annotation, biological process: transmembrane transport. The coding region runs from base 239 to 1414 and encodes 391 amino acids. The transcript is spliced from 5 exons.
UCUAGCAUCUCUUCCUCACCUAGGAAAAACCGUUUCCAACUUAACAUUUUCCCACCAACCCUCCUCUCUAUUCCUCAAAACAAUCGUUAAUCUCUUCUCCAUUGUGAACUCUGAUAUUCUCCAAGUACACAACACAAACACAAACACACAUCAAUUUAUAGCACCCGAUUUCUCUUUUCCCCCUCAAAUUCAGCUCCAUUUUGUUACAGAUUCAAAUAAUAAGCCAAGCAGCCACACCAUGAUCUCGUCAAUGAAAUGCACAGCCUCAUCUCUCACAUGUUCUGCUUUCUCAAACAGAAAGCUUUCCAUUGCAAGGCCUCAACUCGUGACAUUACCAACCAUCAACAACGUUGAACAAAACAUGGGUCCCUCUCAGUUGUGUUCACAGAAGCCUCUCUACCUUUCAUCCACCGAGAACUUGGCAUUGGUGAGGAGAAGGAGAGUGACGGAGUGCCAGGCCUAUGAAGCUGACAGGUCACGGCCUCUGGAGAUCAACAUUGAGCUGCCGGCUGAAGAGGCGGCGCAGAGGUUCAAGAUUGGUGUGUAUUUUGCUACAUGGUGGGCUUUGAAUGUAGUUUUCAACAUUUACAAUAAGAAGGUUUUGAAUGCUUUUCCUUACCCAUGGCUCACCUCCACUUUGUCCCUUGCUGCUGGCUCCCUCAUGAUGUUAGUCUCAUGGGCCACCAGGGUUGCUGAGGUCCCAAAAGUCAACUUGGACUUCUGGAAGGCCUUGUUUCCUGUUGCGGUGGCACACACAAUUGGGCAUGUUGCUGCAACUGUGAGCAUGUCCAAGGUUGCUGUUUCAUUCACUCACAUCAUCAAGAGUGGAGAGCCAGCUUUCAGUGUCCUUGUGUCAAGGUUCUUGCUCGGAGAAGCAUUCCCAAUGCCGGUUUAUCUGUCACUGCUGCCAAUUAUUGGUGGUUGUGCACUAGCUGCAGUGACUGAGCUCAAUUUCAACAUGAUUGGCUUCAUGGGGGCUAUGAUAUCAAAUUUGGCAUUUGUCUUCCGCAAUAUAUUCUCAAAGAAAGGGAUGAAGGGAAUGUCUGUUAGUGGAAUGAACUACUAUGCUUGUCUUUCCAUAAUGUCACUGUUAAUUCUGACACCUUUUGCCAUUGCUGUUGAGGGCCCCAAGGUUUGGGCUGCAGGCUGGCAAACAGCUGUAUCUCAAAUUGGUCCCAAUUUUGUAUGGUGGGUAGCUGCACAGAGUGUCUUUUACCACUUGUACAAUCAAGUCUCAUACAUGUCUCUUGAUCAGAUUUCUCCCUUAACAUUUAGCAUUGGAAACACAAUGAAGAGGAUUUCGGUCAUUGUUUCUUCCAUCCUUAUCUUUCACACGCCUGUUCAGCCCAUCAAUGCUCUUGGUGCUGCCAUUGCAAUUCUUGGCACCUUCCUCUAUUCACAGGCUAAACAGUAAGGUGGUUAUUUUGAAGCUUUUAUGUAACACAAGGAAACGAUGACUCAUGGUUGGAGCUCAAAGUGUCAAUGAUGAGGACUAUGGCAUUAAUUAGCUAGUAUGUUUUGUUGUUAAUAGGAAUUUAAGUUUAUUUCUUUUGGGCCAUAGCAGCAGCAUUUGUAAUCACGUUUUGAUCUUUGUAAAUUAGCUUUAGAAAAAUGGAAUGCACUAAACUGUACUUAAUCUUGAGGCUGAAAGUAUAUGAAGAAUUUCUUGAAAAAUAAUCAUGUAGAGCAGUACUUAUUAUUAUAUUGGUUUGUUAUUAUUGUGUUGACUAA